AUGGACCAGCUGAUCCCCAUCAUCAACAAGUUGCAAGACGUCUUCAGUGCUAUUGGCCAGUCGCCAAUUAAUCUGCCCCAAAUUGUGGUCAUUGGUAGUCAAAGCAGCGGCAAGUCAUCGGUGCUUGAAAAUAUUGUCGGUAAAGACUUUCUACCACGGGGCUCGGGUAUCGUUACGAGGCGUCCCCUUGUUCUACAGCUGUACAACAUACCAAGCACAUCUUCUGUGGAGGGGGGAGAUGCGGCCGAGGAGUGGGGCGAAUUUCUUCACAUGCCCGGCCAGAAGUUUACCGACUUUAACGAAAUCCGACGCGAGAUCGAAAAGGAGACCGAUCGCAUUACUGGAAAAAAUAAAGGCAUUAGCAACAAGACAAUCAAUCUCAAAAUUUUCUCGCCCCACGUGCUAAAUUUAACGCUUGUAGACCUUCCGGGUAUCACGAAAGUGCCUGUCGGAGACCAGCCUGUGAACAUCGAGGAACAGAUUCGAGACAUGUGCACUGAAUUCAUUUCGAAUCCUAAUUCAAUCAUUUUAGCUGUCACGUCGGCCAACACAGACUUGGCUAAUAGCGAUGCGCUCAAGAUGGCCCGCGAAAUUGAUCCAGAUGGACAGCGCACCAUUGGUGUGCUAACCAAAUUGGACUUAAUGGACGAUGGUACGGACGCCUUGGACAUGCUGCAGGGACGUGUCAUUCCACUCAAGAAAGGAUACGUGGGCGUUGUGAAUCGUAGCCAGGCUGAUAUCAAUUCGCAAGUGUCAAUUCGUGACUCACUUUCAAAGGAGCAAAAUUUCUUCAAGAAUCAUCCCGCCUACCGAGCUAUUUCUUCUAGGAUGGGUACGCAAUACUUGUCUAAGACACUAAACACGAUUUUGAUGCACCACAUCCGCGAUUGCUUGCCGGAAAUCAAAUCCAAAAUUAGCAGUAUGAUUUCGGAUCUUGACCAAGAACUCGGUGAAAUGGGAUCCCCCACAGUACAAAUGACGUCUACUGAAAUGGGCGGCUGUUUGCUUAACCUUUUAUCACAUUUCUCGAGCAACUUUACGAACUCACUAGAUGGACGCAACCACCAACUAGUGGAAAUGGACGAACUCUAUGGUGGUGCUCGUAUAAAUUACAUUUUCAACGAAAUCUUUUCGAAGUCCCUACGGGAAGUCAAUCCGUUUGAUGGGCUUAGCGAUGAGGACAUCCGUAUUACCAUUCGUAACGCCAAUGGCCCGCGUCAGUCGCUAUUUGUUCCCGAAGUAUCUUUUGAACUGCUUGCAAAGCGUCAGAUUAGCCGCUUGGAGCAGCCUGGACUACAGUGCGUGGAUCUUGUGUUUGAUGAGCUGCAACGUGUGACGUCGCAAUGUGAGACGAUCGAACUGACGCGUUUCCCUGAGCUGCGCGAUCGUGUAAUGGAAGUGGUUAAUGGUAUGCUACGUGCUUCUUUAAUUCCAACCCAAGCUAUGAUUCAGAACCUUAUAAGGAUUGAGCUGGCUUAUGUGAACACUAAUCAUCCGGAUUUCAUUGGGGGCAGCCGAGCAGUGGCUCAACUGAUGGAGAAAAUGCAGCGCGAAACGAUGGCGCCUGUCGGAGGUCCCAGCCAUAAUAUGAUCAAUCAGGAUCCUCGACGCGCAGGGCAGGCGCCAAAGCAAAAUACGGUUCUUGCGAGCCACACAGCAGUAGCGGAUGAGAAGCAAGAGGGAAAUGGUCUGAUGUCAAUUUUUGGUGUUGGACGCAAGAAGAGUGGGGCUGAUGUUCCUGCGAGCUCAAAGGCUGCAGUUGUCAAACUUCCUCAAGUUCCAGUAAAUAUGCGACAAGGCGACGAUCCAACAGACCGGGAACGCAUAGAAACGGAAAUAAUUAAGAGUUUGCUUGCGUCUUACUUCGACAUUGUGCGGAAAAAUUUUUUGGAUCUUGUGCCAAAGGCCAUAAUGUGCUUUAUGGUGGUGCACUCAAAAGAAAACAUACAAAACGAAUUAGUCUCAUCGUUGUACCGUGAAGAUAAACUUACGGAGCUGUUGGCCGAGACUGGUGAUAUUGCGGCGCGGCGUUCAAAUUGCGACGAGAUGCGAACGCUUUUGCAGCGCGCCUUAGAGAUUGUAAACGAAGUUCGUGACUUCAAUACAUUUAAGUAA
Plasmopara halstedii is the source of this 2115-nucleotide messenger RNA. Its product is annotated as dynamin like protein. NCBI's taxonomy places the organism in Eukaryota, Oomycota, Peronosporomycetes, Peronosporales, Peronosporaceae. Gene Ontology annotation, molecular function: microtubule binding; GTPase activity; GTP binding. The coding region runs from base 1 to 2115 and encodes 704 amino acids. Gene Ontology annotation, cellular component: membrane; microtubule; cytoplasm. The transcript has a single exon. The record is from RefSeq and is a predicted model, not a curated record.